Purpureocillium takamizusanense is the source of this 4371-nucleotide messenger RNA. RefSeq lists its product as uncharacterized. The coding region runs from base 741 to 3758 and encodes 1005 amino acids. The record is from RefSeq and is a predicted model, not a curated record. NCBI's taxonomy places the organism in Eukaryota, Fungi, Ascomycota, Sordariomycetes, Hypocreales, Ophiocordycipitaceae. The transcript is spliced from 3 exons.
GCCCGCGGCCUUGGAGCAGCCCGCCCUCCCCCCUCGGGAGCUGCAGGACCAGCGGCCGCGACCCUCCAGCAACGCGACCUCGACCCGCGACUCCACACCAGCUUGUCCAGCGUUCCCUUGUUUCCCACCCAUAUCGCGUCGUCGCUCCUUUAACCCUGUCGUGCUCUUGUUUCUACCGCCUAUCCCCCCGUACAGUCCCUUUUGACUGCCGGCCCACUGCUACUAUUGCAUACGCCGCACUCGCUUGGUUGCUCCUCCUUGCUUGAUCGUCUCUUUUCCCACCCCCGUUUCCAGAGCGUGCUUGUACGUACUUGCAAUUGCCUGCCCCUGGUUGGCAUUCCGGUCCCCUCGUCAUCCCGUAUAGUAUCCAGAUCUGCCAGAUUCAGGGCCUCUGCCGGCUUUGCCAUCCGCCCUGUCUCAGCCCCUGCGAGCCGCUCGAUGAAACGACAAGACCGCGCCGCCCUUUCUUCUGGCCUGCCGACUGGCCACUUGCACUUCGAGAACCGUCAUUGACGUCGAGCCUGCCGACCAGUAUACGUGCUGUAAUACACAUCGCCCUGAAGCGGACGGCUGGGUCCCCUGGUGGAGGAUAGUGUGGGCUGUGUCCGCGUGUGGCCCCGACUUGACCCUUUGCCCUGACACACGUCCGGCUCGUUCGAGAAGCGCGCGGCCCUGCGCCCUGCUCCGGCAUACCGCAUUCCAGCCCCGACCACCCCUCGAUCCGUCCCUCGGCCCUCCCGAUGACGGCAAUGGUCUUGAGCGGGAAAGACGACGACGAUGACCACCAUGCCGCGCAAUCCUCCCCGCCGGAAAACUUGGAACCCAGCACGGCAGCCGUGGACAUCGCGGCCAUCACGAACACCGCGGACGUUACGGACACGGCGGACGAGACGGGAGCCGAGACGCCCAAGAUGGCUCACGACUCCAUGGUAACCGUGAGGCUCUCGGAGCCGCCCUCGCUCACCCUCGAUACGACACCGGCCGGCCGAGAUUCUGCCUUGCCGCGGGGCAGCGAUGGCGAGCUCCUCGACGCGAGCAGCGACAGGACCAGCGGAUUUUCCGUGGCGCAACGAGACUCGUUCGUAACCGUAUCGUCUACCGACGCGAGCAGCCGCAGCCUGCAAGAUGAAUUAGGGGACUACGCUGUCCAUGGUGGCCCUGAAAGUGAGGAUGAUCUGGAGGAGGUGGAUUGGGAACAGCUGGAAAAGACAGAGGAUGAGCAGGUCAAGGAUGACGAGACUGACAAUUCGACGGCACUGCUCCUGGCGCGGCUGGAACAAGAGAAUGCAAAGUUGGCUACUAACCCAAAGAGUGUCAAGGUCCAGGCUGUUGAGCGACAGACUGCCAGCAGACCCCGACCGCCGUCGAUGGCUCAACUACGCCAGAUGGUCCAUGGCCCGACGCCUCCCGCCCUCAGGUACUCGAUGCUCCCACCCCCUCCCAUGACGGACCUCGAGUUCUAUGCCGCUCUGGUCAAGGACUACCAACAGACGGCCGCACGCUUGCCAACCCUCUUGUCGAACAAGAUCCGCAAGGGCAUCCCGCCGCCCCUCCGUGGCGUCGUCUGGCAGAGCAUGUCUGGCGCCCGCGAUUCGGUCCUCGAGGAGCAAUACGAGCGUUUCUGCGGCGAGUCCAGCCCUUAUGAGCCCCUCAUCGGCAAGGAUCUGGGCAGAAGCUUUCCGGGCGUCGACAUGUUCCGCGACUCGGAAGGAGACGGGCAGCGCAUGCUUGGUCGUGUCCUCAAGUCUUUUAGUCUGUAUGACACCAAAAUCGGCUACUGCCAAGGCCUCGCAUUCCUGGUUGGGCCGUUGUUGAUGCACAUGCCCGAUAAACAAGCAUUUUGCGUUCUGGUUCGGUUGAUGGAGCGAUAUGACUUGCGCGCGUGCUUUCUGCCGGACCUCUCUGGGCUGCAUGUCCGCAUCUAUCAAUUUCGCCAGCUGCUCCGGCAAAGCCUACCCACGUUGUCGGCUCACCUGGAAGAGCUUCAGGUGGAGACUGCCUACGUCUCGCAGUGGUUCCUCAGCUUCUUCGCAGUCACAUGCCCAUUACCCAUGCUAUUUCGCAUCUACGACGUCAUCUUCGCCGAGGGCGCUUCCGAGACCCUAAUGAGAGUCGCCCUCUCCCUAAUGAGGAAGAAUGAAGAACGACUGCUUGCUUGCACGGAGCUCGAGGAUGUUAUGCAGCUGCUUCUUUCUCGGGGUUUGUGGGACUGCUACCACUACGACGCCGACGAAUUCGUCCAGGACUUUGUCGGCCUCACAGCCAUCGUGUCCAGGGAGAGGCUCUCGCAGCUGGAGCAGGGCUACAGGGAGUCUCUAGUUGCGACGGCCAACACGGCGCGAGCCUCGGACAUCACCACCGCUGCAAGCCGCUUCCUCGGCCGGAUAUGGGCAUCGUCAGCGGGGACCAAGCAUGCCACGCUCGCCCCCGGACUCACCGCCCCGUCACGGCCGUUGAGCAUGCUGCGGCGCAGUGCAUCAAAGCAGAGCAUAGCGUCGACGCUGAACUCGAUCGAGGCCAGCUCGGCGAGCGUCGCGAGCUCGUCCCUGACGGACGCCACCACCGUCUCACGCGCGUCCUCGAACGCCGAGGACGAACCAUCGAGCCGCGAGUCGACGCCUGUCGGGCCCAAGCUGGCGCCAGGCGCCGCCAAGUCCGCCGACGAAAGAUACUUGCAUAGCCAGAUUGAGGAUCUGUUGACGGCCCUGAGCGAGCUGCAGCGGAACCAUACCCUCCAGACCAACCAGCUUCAGUGGGAGCGAGAGGAGCGAGAAGAGGACCGUAAGGCGGUCCGGUUGUUGCUUGACGGGCUGCGCAAGAAGGCAACGAGCCAGGAUGCAUCGGCGGACGAAGAGGGAGCAGACGAUAUCGCAACCGACUCCAUGGCGGCUCCAGAGCCGGCGCCCGAGUCACCUCCUACCGACACGUGUGCGCCGUCGGCCGAGGACCUCUCAGAGCUGCUUGACAGGGUAGAUACGCGCUUUGGAAACGAGGACAAGAAGCACCGUUCCUCACUAGCGCAGUCCAAGUCGCAGCUCAGAGAGGAGCUACUGACGGUCAAAGACCAGCUGGUCAGCGCAAUGUCCUUGUCUCAGGAACUUAAUCGCCGAAUCUACGACAUGGGCCAAGAGAUAACGUCUUUGAAAGAGCAGUUGCGAGAGCGGCAUGGGCAUGUGCGAACGCUCCAUCAGGAUAAGCAAAGGCUGGAGAAGCAAAUCCACGGCCUUCGCACCAGGGUGUCAGCGGGAUCAGCGAUUGAGCCCAGUCGAGACACGACGGAAUCGGAGUGGACGCUCAAGAGCAGCAGCAGUGGUGGGCUGAGAGAAUUCAAACUUGGACGCAGCGUGUCGACGCCGUCGAAUGGCCCCGAGUACAACAAGCGGGCAUCGUCGCUGCCGCAGCCGCACGAGCCUGUGGUGUCAUCCGCCGCGUCGACUGGGACCAAGACGCCGCCCAACGAGCACGAAGCGCUACUGCUGGAGCUCGUUCAGGCCAAGACGGCCGAGGCAACAGCGAAGCAAGAAGCAGAGGAGGCGAAACAGAAGCUGGAGGCUCUCCGCAAGGCCUGCGGAAUACCCCCAGGAGAAUCCCCAGGGGCUUCGACGGCCGCCUCGGGGAACCCAACCCUCGCCAUGGGGGUGUUUGGGCGGCUUACUGGACAUGCGCCGACGCCAUCGUCGGAUCAAAGCAGCAAGCCGCCAGGAUCAACGUCGGGUACUGCUCUUGCCGGCGGCGGGUUCUGGGGUUGGCGACGGUGAGCUGCGAGAAUGGACUCGUGACGCGUUGGGUUCAGAGGCUUGCAUCUAUGUGUACGAGACGGGAGUUUUUACUUUAUGUGGCGGCCGUCUUGGCCGUCGUGCAUGGAGUGCGCCGGCUCACGUCAGGACGCUCAACUGCAGAGUCAGGGGGCCUCAAGGAGAGCGAGCGUAUUGCGCAUCUUGGGACCGUGCGCCGUCCGCGCCGGUCCACGUUUCUUUUUCUUCUUUAUUUUUCUUUCUGCGGGCAUUAUACCAAUACUUAGAAUGUCAUAAGCCAACACGCAGGGGAUGCUAGGUAGUGGACGUGGGAGGAAGAGGGCGGCUCGACUUAGCACGGAGUUUUGUGGGCAGCUGCUAGGACACGUAUGCAGUGGACGGGCUGUCUUUGACGGCCCUUGAUAUCUCUCGGUCUGUGGGCGGGCACGUCGUGAUUGUAUGAUUUGUGUGAUUGCGCGACCACUGUUGAAGACUAACAUGGCAGCGGCGUACGGAGUUUGCGGGAACGUAGACCGCACGCCACACGCACGCACUGGGGGAUCUGUCCGGCCGCCCGCUCCACCACCCCCUGCCAGGGGCUUGCAUAGGGAGCACGCGCGCGUGGUCCCCCCCCCCC